AUGGUCAUUAACUUUCUACAUGAUUUAAAAUCCUACUUGGAAACGAAGGUUGCCGUAUGCGACAUUUUUGUGGAAACGCCAAAGGCAGUUGAUGAAGGUUCUCUCAUUGAGUGGGAACGAACGAAUGACUGUCAGUUGCCGGACGAGCUGCGGAACUUCUACUUGACGACAAAUGGCCUCUCACUAAUCUGGUACAGUAAACAUUCUGAUGUUAAGGUUCUCAUCGGCCGUAUACAGAUAAAUGGAAUUUCGGCACUCAGAGAAGCAUCUUUUGCCUUUAAGUCUGACAUGGAUUUUGCACAGGAGAUGGAUGUCGACUUAUUUGUUGAGAUUCUUAUGAGAUUCUCACAAGGGUCACUAAAGAAAAAGAUGUUCAUUUUGGAACAGUGUCCCAGUUCCUGCGUUGUUCUCGUACUGAAUUCACGCUGCUCGGAAAUAUACUAUAUUGAUCGUGAUGCCUCAUUUCAUCGACUGUGUGAUACGCUUUCGCAAUACAUCCGGUUGGCUGCUGUCCACCUAGGCAUCAUCGGAUGGCAAACAUGCUACACAUUGUCUGGACCGCGACCAGAAUUCCUGUACGCGGCACUCUACACUCCAGAAAGAUUGUCUUUAAACGCCAGAGGAGCCCGUUAUUGGCUUGAGAAUGAUGCAAGGUUUUAUCCACACUCAGUUUUGCAUUCCAAGAAUUUAAAGUCAAUCGAGGUUUGCUCUUGUUUUGUCGUAAACUCAUUACUGCCUUGUGGCCUGAAACAAACCGAGUUUAUCAUAUUUUUCGUGGUAACUGGGCGCGGCGUAACUCAAUUGUACCCUUCUGUGGAGGUUACUCUUGAACUGCACUUUAUCUUUAUUCGUAUACUUAAGUUACACGUCUUACACAAUAGCCUAACUUGGGUACUGUUUCUUGGUAGCUCUGAACGGUCCGCACAAGUACCUAGAAGUAACGCCCAUGGUACGUCUACUAACAGAGUAAGAUCAGUUGAGUCUGCUCACGCAAAACGUUCGGCCGACCAGAGCUUUCCUAUGAGGAAGUCAAAAGUUUAAUCUCGGCUGUCUUUCGCAAUUCGAAUUCCGUUGUUCUUCAGUGUUUUCCCGUUCCAGAGAUAUGUUUAUUCUUCCAGAUAAAACGAAUUGAAGAAGACGUCUUUCUCUGUUACAAUGGCGUGGAAAGUUUGGCUUGGCUAAUUUUGAUGAUAUUCCGCACCAAAUUAACGCUUUAUUCCUAAAUGAACUGCCAUGGAAUUACCUCUAUGAACAUUGUGAAGCACAAUCCAGCUUUGCGUUGAAACUUUAGUGUCCAGACAGAGGGUAAAGUCAGUUGCGAAAAACCAAUUCGCUGCGCGGGAUAAUUGAAACGGCAAUAGAAGUUUUCUCGCCAAUUUGCUCCACGAACGUAGUCUGGCGCAUUUUACGGUGGACCGGAAUCGAGGUGCCGCUGCUAGCAAACUAUACGGCACAACUGGAAAAAUCAAUUACCGAUCCGAAUUACCUUUGUUGGCAAGCAGUGACGUUACUUGUGCUGGUACAUAUUGUAC
This is a messenger RNA of Opisthorchis viverrini, 1532 nucleotides long. RefSeq lists its product as hypothetical. Gene Ontology annotation, biological process: protein polyglutamylation. The record is from RefSeq and is a predicted model, not a curated record. Bases 1 to 1041 code for a protein of 346 amino acids. Lineage: Eukaryota; Metazoa; Platyhelminthes; Trematoda; Opisthorchiida; Opisthorchiidae. The transcript has 6 exons.